This is a messenger RNA of Psylliodes chrysocephalus, 636 nucleotides long. The record is from the annotation of a GenBank genome assembly. NCBI's taxonomy places the organism in Eukaryota, Metazoa, Arthropoda, Insecta, Coleoptera, Chrysomelidae.
AUGUUUGUUAAUGAUCUACGUUUAGCAAGUAUGGACCUUGAUAAAUUGCACCUCCUGGAGGGACUUUUCGUAUCCACGCCAGUUUGUGCUGUUAGGGUCACGGAAUUGGAUAGUAGAUACACCUGCGAUCAAUGUGGACGAUCAUACAAACACAAAACCAAUCUGUGCAACCAUAAAAGAGAAGAAUGCGGCAAACCGCCGUCGUAUUUUUGCCCGAUUUGCAAGAAGGGCUUCAAGAAAAAGCAGCAUUUGCAGCGCCAUCUUGUAGUGCACAACGAACUGGAUCUGACGGGCCAAAAUGUCGAUCCGGAAAUCAUGAGGCAAAUUAUACCUUUCGUCUCUAAACCGGAACCGAGAUUUGAGCCUACUCCUAGUUUAUCGUUGUUGCCCAGUAAAAAUACUAGCAACGCUCUGUUGCAUAGCACCGUGCCCCAGAAUUAUCCUCCGUUACCAUCGCUAUCCGUUUUUUCUAGAGAGAAUAUGGUGAAUUUUCCUCCUAUGAUGCAUUACCACAAUGUCCCUAUGCCUCAUAUUCCGCAAGUGCAGUACGGUACUGGUGACGGUAGAUGUCUUCCUUCUAGCGAAGCUUCGCAUUCUUUUGGACUCGAAGCUAAGUUAGAAAAUACUGAAACUUAA